AUGCAUCCAAGAUAUGUGGUGUUCGUCUUCGGCUUCAAAACUCAGUUUGGCGGUGGUAAGACAACAGGGUUUGGCAUGAUCUACGACUCGUUGGACUACGCCAAGAAGAAUGAGCCCAAAUACAGGCUGCAAAGGCAUGGCCUUUAUGAGAAGAAAAAGACAUCUAGAAAACAGCGCAAGGAACGCAAGAACAGAAUGAAGAAAGUUAGAGGCACCAAGAAAGCUUCUGUUGGUGCUUCUGGCAAGAAGGUAAUGUUAAUUUUUUUUGUUUUUACCAUAACCCCACCGCCACCAUGGGCCACUUAAUCCACAACGUUGACG
Messenger RNA from Sinocyclocheilus grahami, 321 nucleotides. RefSeq names its product 40S ribosomal protein S24-like. NCBI's taxonomy places the organism in Eukaryota, Metazoa, Chordata, Actinopteri, Cypriniformes, Cyprinidae. The record is from RefSeq and is a predicted model, not a curated record. The transcript has 3 exons. Gene Ontology annotation, molecular function: structural constituent of ribosome. The coding region runs from base 1 to 306 and encodes 101 amino acids. Gene Ontology annotation, biological process: translation. Gene Ontology annotation, cellular component: ribosome.